This is a messenger RNA of Scaptodrosophila lebanonensis, 1434 nucleotides long. Its product is annotated as 1-acyl-sn-glycerol-3-phosphate acyltransferase gamma-like. Bases 154 to 1320 code for a protein of 388 amino acids. The transcript has 5 exons. Gene Ontology annotation, cellular component: endomembrane system. Lineage: Eukaryota; Metazoa; Arthropoda; Insecta; Diptera; Drosophilidae. Gene Ontology annotation, molecular function: 1-acylglycerol-3-phosphate O-acyltransferase activity. The record is from RefSeq and is a predicted model, not a curated record.
UGGUUUGGCCAGUCCCCCUGCAUUAUGAAUGUACAUGUUUCGCAUUUAGUUGACCGUUGCCUCUCUACGGUGCAAGUUUGGGUAUUACUGUUUUUAUUACCUUUCAAGUUUGCCGACAAGAAACGGGAGCUGUGAACAAAGUGUAAAAGCAAAAUGGUGUCUGUUGACGAUCUAAAAAAACUGAGACUGAGCCAUCUAUGUAUUGCCAUCACAUUCUUCACGUGCGGCUUGGCCGUGAAUUUCGCCCAAUUGCUAUUGCAUAUAUUUGUGAAGCCUGUAAAUAAAACGCUCUUCCGCAAACUUAUGUACUAUGUUUGCUAUUCCUUCUAUUGUCAAUUGGUGUUUGUUGCCGAUUGGUAUGCGAACGGCAAAAUGAGAGUUUAUAUGGAUGCUGAGGAGGAGAAAAAGUAUGGCGGACAAGAGCAUGUACUAUUAAUAAUGAACCACUCAUAUGAAAUUGAUUGGCUUGCUGGUUGGAUGCUUGCGGAUAAACUUGGAGUACUUGGCAAUUGCAAGGCGUACGCUAAAAAAGUAAUAUCAUACGUGCCUGUAAUCGGGUGGGCCUGGAAGUUGGCAGAGUUUGUCUUCCUUGAACGCAAUUUCGACAAAGACAAAGAAAUAAUUGCUAAUCAACUAAAAGUUGUGUAUUCCUAUCCGGAUCCCAUUUGGCUGCUUCUGAAUGCAGAGGGUACCCGUUUCACAGCCACCAAACAUGAGGCUUCCGUUAAAUUUGCACAGGAACGUGGCAUGACAGUGCUUAAGCACCAUCUGAUUCCACGUACGAAAGGAUUUACUGCAAGCUUACCCAGUUUGCGUGGCAUCUGUCCAGUUGUGUAUGAUAUUAAUUUGGCAUUUAAGCGAGAUGCAAAAGUACCGCCAACGAUGCUAUCUCUGCUAAAUGGGCAACCUGUAGAGCCAUAUAUGUUUGUGCGACGCAUACCGCUGGACGAUGUGCCGGACGGUGAACAAGCUGCCGCGGCGUGGUUGCAAAAUCUUUUCGUUGAAAAAGAUCGUAUUAUUGACAGUUUCCAUGAAACAGGAAGUUUCUUUAAAACCUCUGGAUUUAAAGAAGUUCAAUGCAAAAUAUAUGACCGUAGACUCAGCACGCUGCUUAAUUUUUUCGGCUGGGCCACAGUUUCUAUAUCUUUGAUCCUAUACUAUCUGUUGACAUCACUGUUAGCGCAAAACUGGACGGGUUUAAUAACAGGUUUAUCAAUCCUUCUAAUCUUUUAUAUGCUUAUGGAAAAGGCUAUAAAUAUGUCAAAAAUCAGCAAAGCAUCUAGUUAUGGAGCAACUACCACAAAAACAAGCACAAAGUAACUCUUAGUUACCAUUUCUUUUAUUGUUAACGAACAACAUUAAACAUGAGAUUUUAGUCAAUGAGCCGAGCUAAUAUGUACAUUCGUAAAAAUACAACUAAUUUUAAAACUUGGA